AUGGAUACGAUCACGGGACCCUACAAACAUGUAGACCUCGUACGAUCGGCGAAAAAACUGCGGAUGCAAGUGAACACCUCCUGUAAAAGCAGUUCCAGGCCAAACUCACAGCUCGACGGAAACGACGAUAAACUAUUCCAGCUCGUCAACGCCGAGACACCCGUCCUCGAGUCCAAGGCCCAGCGCAGCGCGAGCAAGCAUAAAUCACCCCUCGCAGGACAAUCUAGGCGCGCCGAGAUAACCAGCAAAGGACCAGACUCGACGUCCCAAACUAUCGAGCCUCCCAGGAUGUUCGGUCCGUUUAACGACGAGGAGCGAAAGGAAAUUUUGACCAAGUUUUACGAUCAGGUGAAGAGCAACUUGGAAAGCAUUGUCCGGCCCGAUGGAAGCAAAGAGUUACCUCCGAGGACGUGUGCCGACCUCUUUGCCGCUUUCCCCGAAAAACCUACGGGAGAGUAUUGGAUUGAUCCGAACGACGGUGAUCCUCGAGAUGCGAUACUAGUACGUUGUGACGCCGAAACGCGCUCGUCUUGUAUUUUGGCUAGUCCCUCGCGAACAGUGGAAAUCAGUCACGAGGGCAGUGAAUCCGAAAUUUGGCUCAAUGAAAUCGACAGCGCGUCAAAGAUAAAUUACAAGGCGGACAGCAAUCAAAUUGGUUUUCUGCAAUUACUUUCUAAAGAAGCCGAACAAAGUAUCACUUACAAUUGUAAGAACAGCGUCGCUUAUUUCGACAUUGAGCGUAAGACUUACAGAAAAGGAUUGAAGCUCCUCGCGUGGAACGAUGUUGAAUUACUGCCAAGGGGAAGUCAGCGAUUGCGCUACGAGGCAAUUUUAGAUGAGUGCAAGACACGAGGGGACCACUGGAAAAAGACUACCAUCACAUACAAGACUGAUAAACCGUCGAGACUACCCAUAGUUGACGUUGCCAUGCGUGAUAUCGGCAAACCUGAGCAGAGUUUCUGGAUAGAGAUUGGAUCAGUCUGUUUCCGACAUANGAAAGAGUCGCAAGCCACCGUGACUUUUACCAGCAACCCUUCGUCCUAUGAUGGAUACGUUCCAGGCCAAACUCACAGCUCGACGGAAACGACGAUAAACUAUUCCAGCUCGUCAACGCCGAGACACCCGUCCUCGAGUCCAAGGCCCAGCGCAGCGCGAGCAAGCAUAAAUUACCCCUCGCAGGACAAUCUAGGCGCCCCUUGCGAAAUUGAUGGAACAAACCGCCGAUCCGGCGAGUACUGGCGUCCCUCGAACUGCACCAUUUGUCGAUGCCUCCGCGGACAAAUCGAUUGCGCCCGUAUACCCUCCUGUAACGCGACCACACCAGCGCCCGAUAGAUACGAUGAUAGAUACAACAGCAGCACGCAGAGGACUGAAUCGGUCGAGAUGGAUUUUGGCGAGAGUCAACCGGUCAAGCCUCUCAACGGCUCCUCCAAUGCGGAAGGUUCGAGUCCAGCUCGUACAGUGCCAGAUGUGUCCCAGUACUACCAUCAACUGGGAAUGGCGCAGGCUAGCUCGGACAAGGGGCCCAGUCCAAUGAUGUACCCGGAAGCUUACGUCCAAGUCGGACCUCGAGGACCUGCUGGUCCUCCCGGUCCACCUGGUCCAAUGGGUUUCACGGGGCCAAGGGGUGAAGCUGGGGAACCAGGACCUCCUGGUGUCGCGGGAGCACUUGGUCCUCGCGGACUGCCGGGUUUACCUGGAAACGAUGGCAUUCCCGGUGAAGAUGGUGAAACAGGUACGCCUGGUUCUCAUGGGCCUCCCGGUCCUCGCGGACCUCCAGGUUUGCCGGGAUUGCCUGGAGCUAAAGGUCACAAGGGUCUACCAGGUACGGAUGGACUUAAGGGUGAACAGGGAAAUACUGGUGAAAAAGGAGCUCUCGGUCCUCCUGGUGCACAGGGGCCCUUGGGGCCAAUUGGUCCUUUAGGACCUCGUGGUGAGAGAGGAAGAGAUGGUGCGCCUGGACAACCAGGCAGUAGAGGCUUUGAUGGAUCACCUGGAGCAGUUGGACCACCUGGAACCAUCGGGAAACCUGGUCCCCCUGGUUUUCCAGGAAUCCGAGGGAUGAAAGGUGAUCAAGGUAUGCAGGGCCCCAAGGGUAAUCAAGGCUUGCAAGGUCUGAGAGGAGACGUUGGUCGCACUGGAGCCCCUGGAGAAGCUGGACCUCCAGGGGUACCUGGCAAGGAGGGUCCUCGUGGUGAAAAGGGAGCUGCUGGCUUGAAUGGUUUGGUUGGACAGCCUGGAUUCCCUGGUAUUAGAGGACUACCUGGAACACCCGGUAGUCAGGGGCUACCUGGAAUAGAGGGUUUACCCGGAGUACCCGGAGAAAAGGGAGCUCGAGGAGACGUAGGGCUAAAGGGCGAGCCAGGUUUUCCGGGUCCACGCGGACAGCCUGGGGCGACGGGAAGUGAGGGUAAAAAAGGAAAAAGAGGUCCAAGCGGUCCCGUGGGUGCAGCUGGGCCUCCCGGGGAACGCGGUGCUGUCGGACUUAGGGGAUCGCCCGGUGCGGAUGGGGCGAUUGGGCCGAAGGGCCAACCGGGUGAACGGGGGCCUGUAGGGCCGGUUGGACCGAAAGGUGCAGUAGGCGACGUUGGCCGAGCAGGGCCAAUAGGUGCACAGGGUUUGCGAGGUUUGCCGGGAAAGCCUGGAAAUCCCGGAAAAUCAGGGAAUAAUGGAGAUAGAGGAGCUGCGGGGACUGACGGGAAACCUGGAGACCAGGGUAUUCAGGGGCCUCCCGGGCUUGCUGGACCAGUUGGUCCUCCCGGCGAAAAAGGAUUUCCUGGGGAGCCUGGGGAGGAUGGAGAGCAGGGACCUCCCGGUCCACCAGGACUCGAUGGUCAGCCUGGUGCGCGUGGCAAACCGGGUCUUCCUGGGCCAGAUGGUGUGAAAGGUGAACGAGGCCUCGAAGGUAUGCCUGGACCCAAAGGUCAUAGAGGCCUCAAUGGCCUCCAAGGGGUGCCAGGUCCACCUGGUAUUGGUGAAAAAGGAGAACAAGGUCCCGUUGGUUUACCAGGGAAGGAUGGCGAUGCGGGCUUGCGUGGACCCCCUGGCCGUGACGGCAACCCGGGACCUCCAGGCCACAGUGGAAAUCCAGGACCUCGAGGUCCACCUGGAGAAGACGGAAGACAUGGUCAACCAGGGCCCUCGGGACCUCCCGGACCACCUGGGCCUCCGGGAGAAAUUGCGUAUGGCUACGACACGGCUUCGCUCGCUGCGUUAUUUGCUCAAGGACAGAGCAAAGGACCGGAUUCGACGUCCCAAACUAUCGAGCCUCCCAGGAUGUUCGGUCCGUUUAACGACGAGGAGCGAAAGGAAAUUUUGACCAAGUUUUACGAUCAGGUGAAGAGCAACUUGGAAAGCAUUGUCCGGCCCGAUGGAAGCAAAGAGUUACCGCCGAGGACGUGUGCCGACCUCUUUGCCGCUUUCCCCGAAAAACCUACGGGAGAGUAUUGGAUUGAUCCGAACGACGGUGAUCCUCGAGAUGCGAUACUAGUACGUUGUGACGCCGAAACGCGCUCGUCUUGUAUUUUGGCUAGUCCCUCGCGAACAGUGGAAAUCAGUCACGAGGGCAGUGAAUCCGAAAUUUGGCUCAAUGAAAUCGACAGCGCGUCAAAGAUAAAUUACAAGGCGGACAGCAAUCAAAUUGGUUUUCUGCAAUUACUUUCUAAAGAAGCCGAACAAAGUAUCACUUACAAUUGUAAGAACAGCGUCGCUUAUUUCGACAUUGAGCGUAAGACUUACAGAAAAGGAUUGAAGCUCCUCGCGUGGAACGAUGUUGAAUUACUGCCAAGGGGAAGUCAGCGAUUGCGCUACGAGGCAAUUUUAGAUGAGUGCAAGACACGAGGGGACCACUGGAAAAAGACUACCAUCACAUACAAGACUGAUAAACCGUCGAGACUACCCAUAGUUGACGUUGCCAUGCGUGAUAUCGGCAAACCUGAGCAGAGUUUCUGGAUAGAGAUUGGAUCAGUCUGUUUCCGGUGA
Molecule: messenger RNA, 3981 nt
Organism: Copidosoma floridanum
Lineage: Eukaryota; Metazoa; Arthropoda; Insecta; Hymenoptera; Encyrtidae
Cellular component (GO): extracellular matrix
Molecular function (GO): extracellular matrix structural constituent; protein binding
Source: RefSeq, a predicted model, not a curated record